This is a messenger RNA of Phyllostomus hastatus (greater spear-nosed bat), 7857 nucleotides long. It is a transcript of the gene DOCK9, whose product is annotated as dedicator of cytokinesis 9. Gene Ontology annotation, molecular function: guanyl-nucleotide exchange factor activity. The record is from RefSeq and is a predicted model, not a curated record. Bases 323 to 6688 code for a protein of 2121 amino acids. Gene Ontology annotation, biological process: small GTPase-mediated signal transduction; positive regulation of GTPase activity. Lineage: Eukaryota; Metazoa; Chordata; Mammalia; Chiroptera; Phyllostomidae. The transcript has 56 exons.
GGCGGCCGGGCCAGCGCCUGCGGUGGGAGGCUGGUGGCAUGGGGGAGUUGCCGCCGCCUCCACAACCACCGUAACCUCUAGCGAGCCCAGGUGCUGCUCCUAACUCCCGGAACUGCAGACGUGGAUAGGGUCGCCUUACAGCGUGACACUACUCGGAGGGCGCGGCCUGGGCUGCGUCCCCGGGACUAGCUGAGAGGGAAACAGGCGGAGGCGCUGGGAGCCUCCGGCGGGCGGGGCGCAGAGGACGCACCUGGCAGCCUCACCGCCGGGCCAGACUCCGGGAGCAGGCGCUGCGGCGGCGGCGGCGGCGGCAGCUGCGAGGAUGUCGCAGCUAUCGCUGCUCCCCGCCUCGGCGGAGACUCGGAAGUUCACCCGGGCGCUGAGUAAGCCGGGCACAGCGGCCGAGCUGCGGCAGAGCGUGUCGGAAGUAGUGCGGGGCUCGGUGGUCCUGGCAAAGCCAAAGCUGAUUGAGCCACUUGACUAUGAAAAUGUCAUCGUCCAGAAGAAGACACAGAUCUUGAAUGAUUGUUUAAGGGAGAUGCUGCUCUUCCCUUAUGAUGACUUUCAGACAGCCAUCCUGAGACGACAGGGUCGAUACAGAUGCUCCACAGUUCCUGCAAAUGCACAAGAGGAAGCACAGAGCUUGUUUGUUACAGAGUGCAUCAAAACCUAUAACUCCGACUGGCAUCUUGUGAAGUAUAAAUAUGAAGAUUACUCAGGAGAGUUUCGACAGCUUCCAAACAAAGUGGCCAAGUUGGAUAAACUUCCUGUUCAUGUCUACGAAGUGGAUGAGGAGGUUGACAAAGAUGAGGAUGCUGCCUCCCUUGGCUCUCAGAAGGGUGGAAUCACCAAGCAUGGGUGGCUGUACAAGGGCAACAUGAACAGUGCGAUAAGCGUGACCAUGAGGUCAUUUAAAAGACGGUUUUUCCACCUAAUUCAACUUGGUGAUGGAUCCUACAAUUUGAAUUUUUAUAAAGAUGAAAAGAUCUCUAAAGAACCGAAAGGAUCGAUAUUUUUGGAUUCCUGUAUGGGUGUGGUUCAGAACAACAAAGUCAGGCGUUUUGCUUUUGAGCUCAAAAUGCAGGACAAAAGUAGUUAUCUUUUGGCAGCAGACAGUGAAGUGGAAAUGGAAGAAUGGAUCACAACUCUAAACAAGAUUCUCCAGCUCAACUUUGAAGCUGCAAUGCAAGAAAAGCGAAAUGGAGACUCUCAUGAAGAUGAUGAACAAAGCAAAUUGGAAGGUUCUGGUUCCAGUUUAGAUAGCUACCUGCCUGAACUAGUCAAGAGUACCCGAGAAGCAGAAAUCAAACUGAAAAGUGAAAGCAGAGUUAAACUUUUUUACUUGGAUCCAGAUGCCCAGAAGUCUGACUUCUCAUCAGGUGAGCCAGAAGCGAAACCAUUUGAAGAGAAGUUUGGAAAAAGAAUUCUUGUCAAGUGCAAUGACUUAUCUUUCAAUUUGCAAUGCUGUGUUGCUGAAAAUGAAGAAGGACCUACUACAAAUGUAGAGCCUUUCUUCGUUACUCUAUCCCUGUUUGACAUAAAGUGCAACCGAAAGAUUUCUGCUGAUUUCCACGUGGACCUGAACCAUUUCUCAGUGAGGCAGAUGCUGGCCACCAUGUCCCCAGCUUUGUUGAAUGGCAGCGGGCAGAGCUCACCUGCCCUUCAGGACAUCCUUCAUGAAGCCGCCAUACAAUAUCCAAAGCAGGGAAUAUUUUCAGUCACAUGUCCUCAUCCAGAUAUAUUUCUUGUGGCUAGAAUUGAAAAAGUCCUUCAGGGGAGCAUCACACAUGGUGCUGAGCCAUACAUGAAAAGUUCAGACUCUUCUAAGGUUGCUCAGAAGGUGCUAAAGAAUGCCAAGCAGGCAUGCCAAAGACUAGGACAGUACAGGAUGCCAUUUGCUUGGGCAGCAAGGACAUUGUUUAAGGAUACAUCUGGAAACCUUGACAGAAAUGCCAGAUUCUCUGCUCUCUACAAGCAAGACAGCAAUAAGCUCUCCAAUGAUGAUAUGCUCAAGUUACUUGCAGACUUUCGGAAACCUGAGAAGAUGGCUAAGCUCCCAGUGAUUUUGGGCAAUCUAGACAUUACCAUUGAUAAUGUUUCCUCAGACUUUCCUAAUUAUAUCAAUUCAUCAUACAUUCCCGUAAAGCAAUUUGAAACCUGUACUAAAACUCCAAUCACAUUUGAAGUAGAGGAAUUUGUGCCGUGCAUACCAAAACACACUCAGCCUUACACCAUCUACAACAAUCACCUCUAUGUUUAUCCUAAGUACUUGAAAUAUGACAGUCAAAAGUCUUUUGCCAAGGCCAGAAAUAUUGCUAUUUGUAUUGAAUUCAAAGAUUCAGAUGAGGAAGACUCUCAGCCUUUGAAGUGCAUUUAUGGCAGACCUGGUGGGCCGGUGUUCACAAGAAGCGCCCUUGCUGCAGUUUUACACCAUCACCAAAACCCAGAAUUUUAUGAUGAAAUUAAAAUAGAAUUACCCACCCAGCUACAUGAAAAGCACCACUUGUUGUUCACAUUUUUCCAUGUCAGCUGCGAUAAUUCAAGUAAAGGAAGCACAAAGAAGAAGGAUGUUGUUGAAACACAAGUUGGAUAUUCCUGGCUUCCUCUCCUGAAAGAUGGAAGGGUGGUGACUAAUGAGCAGCACAUUCCUGUCUCAGCUAAUCUCCCAUCUGGCUACCUUGGCUACCAGGAGCUUGGGAUGGGCAGGCAUUGUGGUCCUGAAAUUAAAUGGGUAGAUGGAAGCAAGCCACUGCUGAAAGUUUCAACUCAUCUGGUUUCCACAGUGUAUACUCAGGAUCAGCAUUUGCAUAAUUUUUUCCAGUACUGUCAGAAAACUGAAUCUGGAGCCCAAGCCUUAGGGAAUGAACUUGUAAAAUAUCUUAAGAGCCUACAUGCAAUGGAAGGCCAUGUGAUGAUUGCCUUCUUGCCCACCAUCCUAAACCAGCUAUUUCGUGUCCUCACCAGAGCAACUCAUGAGGAAGUCGCCGUCAACGUGACACGGGUCAUUAUUCAUGUGGUUGCCCAGUGCCAUGAGGAAGGAUUGGAGAGCCACUUGAGGUCAUAUGUUAAGUAUGCUUAUAAGGCUGAGCCAUAUAUUGCCUCCGAAUAUAAGACAGUGCAUGAAGAACUGACCAAAUCCAUGACCACAAUUCUCAAGCCUUCUGCUGACUUUCUCACCAGCAACAAAUUACUUAAGUAUUCAUGGUUUUUCUUUGAUGUUUUGAUAAAAUCCAUGGCUCAGCAUUUGAUAGAGAACUCCAAAGUUAAGGUAUUGAGAAACCAGAGAUUCCCUGCAUCCUAUCAUCAUGCAGUGGAAACUGUUGUGAAUAUGCUGAUGCCACACAUCACUCAGAAGUUUCGAGAUAACCCAGAGGCAUCUAAGAAUGCAAAUCAUAGCCUUGCUGUCUUCAUCAAGAGAUGUUUCACCUUCAUGGACCGGGGCUUCGUCUUUAAGCAGAUCAACAACUACAUCAGCUGCUUUGCUCCUGGAGAUCCGAAGACCCUCUUUGAAUACAAGUUUGAAUUUCUCCGUGUGGUGUGCAAUCAUGAACAUUAUAUUCCAUUGAAUUUACCAAUGCCAUUUGGAAAAGGCAGGAUUCAAAGAUAUCAAGCUUUUCUUUCACCAACUGUGGAGUCAAAUGAAACUCCUAUAGAUCUCCAGCUUGACUACUCAUUAACAGAUGAGUUCUGCAGAAACCACUUCUUGGUAGGACUGUUACUGAGGGAGGUGGGAACUGCCCUCCAGGAGUUCAGGGAGGUUCGACUGAUCGCCAUCAGCAUGCUCAAGAAUCUGCUGAUAAAACAUUCUUUUGAUGACAGAUAUGCUUCAAGAAGCCAUCAAGCAAGGAUAGCCACUCUCUACCUGCCUCUGUUUGGUCUGCUGAUUGAAAAUGUCCAGCGGAUCAAUGUGAGAGAUGUAUCACCCUUCCCCGUGAAUGCUGGCAGUACUGUGAAGGAGGAAUCACUUAUUUUACCAGCUGUAAAUCCAUUGGUGACACCACAGAAGUCUGGAAACACGCUGGAUAACAAUCUGCACAAAGAUCUCUUUGGUGCUAUUUCUGGCAUUGCUUCUCCAUAUACAACUUCAACUCCAAAUAUCAACAGUGUGAGAAAUGCUGAUUCAAGAGGAUCCCUCAUAAGCACAGAUUCAGGGAACAGCCUUCCAGAAAGGAAUAGUGAGAAAAGCAAUUCCCUGGAUAAGCACCAACAAAGUGGCACUUUGGGAAACUCUGUGGUCCGUUGUGACAAACUUGACCAAUCUGAGAUUAAGAGCCUGCUGAUGUGUUUCCUCUACAUCUUAAAAAGCAUGUCUGAUGAUGCUUUGUUUACAUAUUGGAACAAGGCUUCAACAUCUGAACUUAUGGAUUUUUUUACAAUAUCUGAAGUCUGCUUGCACCAGUUCCAGUACAUGGGAAAGCGCUAUAUAGCCAGGAACCAGGAAGGGUUGGGACCCAUAGUUCAUGAUCGAAAGUCUCAGACAUUGCCUGUUUCCCAUAUCAGAACAGGAAUGAUGCAUGCCAGAUUGCAGCAGCUGGGCAGCCUGGAUAACUCUCUCACUUUUAACCACAGCUAUGGCCACUCGGAUGCAGAUGUUCUUCACCAGUCAUUACUUGAAGCCAACAUUGCUACUGAGGUGUGCCUCACGGUUCUGGAUACUCUCUCUCUAUUUACAUUGGCAUUUAAGAACCAACUCCUGACUGACCAUGGACAUAAUCCUCUCAUGAAAAAAGUUUUUGACGUCUACCUUUGUUUUCUUCAAAAACAUCAGUCUGAAACAGCUUUAAAAAAUGUCUUCACUGCCUUAAGGUCAUUAAUUUAUAAGUUUCCCUCAACGUUCUAUGAAGGGAGAGCUGACAUGUGCGCUGCACUGUGCUAUGAGAUUCUGAAGUUCUGUAACUCCAAACUGAGCUCCAUCAGAAGUGAGGCCUCCCAGCUGCUCUAUUUCCUGAUGAGGAACAACUUCGACUACACUGGAAAAAAGUCCUUUGUCCGGACACAUUUGCAAGUCAUUAUUUCUGUCAGCCAGCUGAUAGCAGAUGUUGUGGGAAUCGGGGGAACCAGAUUCCAGCAGUCUUUGUCUAUCAUCAACAACUGUGCCAACAGUGACAGGCUCAUCAAGCACACCACAUUCUCCUCGGAUGUGAAGGACUUGACCAAAAGGAUACGCACUGUUCUGAUGGCCACCGCCCAGAUGAAGGAGCACGAGAAUGACCCAGAGAUGCUGGUGGACCUGCAGUACAGUCUGGCCAAGUCCUAUGCCAGCACCCCUGAGCUCAGGAAGACGUGGCUGGACAGCAUGGCCAGGAUCCACGUCAAAAAUGGGGAUCUCUCAGAGGCAGCAAUGUGCUAUGUCCAUGUCACAGCCCUGGUGGCAGAAUAUCUCACACGUAAAGGCAUGUUUAGACAAGGAUGCACAGCCUUCAGGAUGAUUACCCCAAACAUAGAUGAGGAGGCUUCCAUGAUGGAAGAUGUCGGAAUGCAGGAUGUCCAUUUCAACGAGGAUGUGCUCAUGGAGCUCCUAGAACAGUGUGCAGAUGGACUCUGGAAAGCUGAACGCUAUGAGCUGAUUGCUGACAUCUAUAAACUCAUCAUCCCCAUUUAUGAGAAGCGAAGAGAUUUUGAGAGGCUAGCCCAUCUGUAUGACACUCUACACCAGGCCUACAGCAAAGUAACUGAGGUCAUGCACUCAGGCCGCAGGCUCCUGGGGACCUACUUCCGAGUGGCCUUCUUUGGACAGGCAGCGCAAUACCAGUUUACAGACAGUGAAACAGAUGUGGAGGGAUUCUUUGAAGAUGAAGAUGGAAAGGAGUAUAUUUACAAAGAACCCAAGCUCACACCUCUGUCAGAAAUUUCUCAGAGACUCCUUAAACUUUACUCAGAUAAAUUUGGUUCUGAAAAUGUCAAAAUGAUACAAGAUUCUGGCAAGAUCAACCCUAAGGACCUGGAUUCCAAGUAUGCAUAUAUCCAGGUGACUCACGUUAUCCCAUUCUUUGAUGAAAAAGAAUUGCAAGAAAGGAAAACGGAGUUUGAAAGAUCUCACAACAUUCGCCGCUUCAUGUUUGAGAUGCCUUUCACUCAGACUGGGAAGAGGCAAGGUGGGGUCGAGGAGCAGUGCAAACGGCGCACGAUAUUGACAGCAAUACACUGCUUCCCUUAUGUGAAGAAGCGGAUCCCUGUCAUGUACCAACACCACACAGACCUGAACCCCAUUGAAGUGGCCAUUGAUGAGAUGAGUAAGAAGGUGGCUGAGCUUCGGCAGCUGUGCUCCUCAGCUGAAGUGGACAUGAUCAAACUACAGCUGAAACUCCAGGGCAGCGUGAGUGUUCAGGUCAAUGCUGGUCCACUAGCAUAUGCCCGAGCUUUCUUGGAUGACACAAACACAAAAAGAUAUCCUGACAAUAAAGUGAAGUUGCUUAAAGAAGUUUUCAGGCAAUUUGUGGAAGCUUGUGGUCAAGCCUUAGCAGUAAAUGAACGUCUCAUUAAAGAAGACCAGUUAGAGUACCAGGAAGAAAUGAAGGCCAACUACAGGGAAAUGGCAAAAGAGCUUUCUGAAAUCAUGCAUGAGCAGAUUUGCCCUCUGGAGAAGACAAGCGUUUUACCGAAUUCCCUUCAUAUCUUCAAUGCCAUCAGUGGGACUCCAACAGGCACAAUGGUUCACGGAAUGACCAGCUCGUCCUCAGUUCUGUGAUUCGUCUCAUGAACCGCGUGUGGGGAUUUGCUUUGUCAUUUGCAAACUCAGGAUGAUUUUCAGAGCUAAUCACAGGGCUCGUGCAAGACACUGGGAAACCAAGCACAAGGAGAAAUCAGGGGAAUAGGAGAGAAAAGUAAUGUAGAACUGUGUUAUGUCAUAGCAGAUUUUUUUAGAGGAGUCAUAAGAGGACACAUUUUUUUUUUUAAAUCUCACUGUCAAUAUUCAAAGUUUUCAUUCUGUCUUAACAGAAGUGUGUGUGGUGGAUACUAAUAAACUGAAGUUAGAUUUUAUUUUCCAUACAGAGUAGUAUUAAAAUAAAUGGCCUAGAGAAAACAAGUGUUCUGAAAUAAACAUAGCAGGGACAGUAGCACUGAAACUGAGGCUGGGGUAACCCUUUGCCUCUGGGCUAAGCUGGAAAAUCUUGAAAAUAUUUUUUUUCCUGUGGCACAUUCAGGUUGAAUACAAGAACUAUUUUUGUGACUAGUUUUUGAUGACCUAAGGGAACUGACCAUCAUAAUUUUUGUACUAGUGAUCAAGGAGGUUUAGUGCUUUUAUACAUAUUUACUUUAUCUAAAAAACAGGAAGGCUUAAGAAACUAUGUGAGCUUAAAACUAGUCAAGCAGUUUAGAACCAAAGGCCUAUGUUAAUAGGCCUUUAUAACAUAACUGUUAGAAAGUUUAAAGUAAUACAGUAUAUUGUUGUGUACAUAAAGUUUGUUAAUACAGUCUCAGCAUUCUGUACAUAUAUGUGUUACAUUUUUACAUUUUUAAUACUCCUCACAUCAGCUUCUGCAUUAAGUUUUAUUGUGACAAAUUUGUGCUGUUCCUAGCAUAUGCAAGACAUUUGACUUUACUGUUUUAUUCUUGUAAAUGAAAAGUGCAAUAUGGAGAUGUACACAAUCUUUGCUAUGUUAGGUUUAUAAACUUCUAAAAAGUUCAUCCUUUUGCCAAAGUGGUAGAGUAUGUAACUGGUAAAACAUAAAUCCUGUGGUGAAAAUGGUGUGAUUUAAAGCUUUCAUCAUGUUAUAUUCUUUGGAGACAUUAAUUUAGCAAUUUUAUAUUGGGGAAAAUAAAGGUUUUUAAUUUUAUUUAACUAGAUCCUCUGCCCUGCUGUAAUUAAAUAUUCUGUACCACAUCCGUAUUAAAAAUAUGCUGAUUUUCUGGUGA